AUGACUACUCUUAGAGACCACUCAGCAAACAAUGAUAAGUCUUUAGAGGAAAAGAUUGAUAAUGACGAAAAACUCUAUGAUAAACUGAGUUCCUAGUACUAUGCUAAUGGAAUGAGUUUGAUGCAAGUCAUGCUUAUGAAAUCUCUAGUCGACUACUGUAACCUAUCUGCUCUAACAUUUACCCAUAUAGUGUUUGACCUUAAUAAAGAUAUCAACAAGAGCGUUGUCAUCAAGAAUAUGGCAUUGAUUAGCAAGUAAAUGAUGAUGAGAGAGUUUGAGAUCUUAUUGUGGGCUUGCCUUAACUCCCAAGAGUAUUUAAAGGACAUAAUCAAUAAGCCUGACGCCUAGAAGAAUAUUUAGUAUAGAAUACUCAUGACCGCCUUCUUUUUGAAGGAGAAGUUCAGCUCUCCUCAGGAAUGUGACUCCAUUAAAGCCUAUCUUGGAAAACAUUUCCAAAACUUCAUGGGCAAAUACACAACUGAAUGGCUUAUAUUAGAGGAACCAGAUCUAUCUAUGAUAACUCCUAAGGUGUUAAAUGCUAAGUUUUGCGAAUUAAAAAAGAUAUAUGAAAAGAAAAGGUAUGUAGAAAAAAUAAAUGAUGACGAUGAUGAUGACCAUAAUAAAGACUUUAACAAGAUGGUUGAUGAAUUAGGAGAGGAGAUCAAUAGAGUUGACUAACUAAGAAAACAAUUAAUUGAAAGAGACGAGAGAAGGAAUAAGCAGAAGAAGAGACUACACUCUCAGCUUGAAAAGUUGCAAGAAUAGCCCUAGCAAAGCAUACAACUAAUUCAAAAUAGUCUAUCAAAUGAAGAUUUGUAGGAUAAUAAGAGAUAGAGGUUAGAUCCCUAUCAACAUAGCAAUAUCACUCCUCGCAAAUUCGGAGGAAUCUACGACACCAGUCCGAACAAAUCUUUGAACACCAGCUUCACCGGCUUGGGCUACCCCUCCUAGAUUUGGAACGCCAGUAUCAUCAAUAACAUAACAAUUAACAAUCCAAACUUUAUUCUAGACCAUAGUUAAUCACAAAUGAAUUUAGCAAACCCAAUGGCUGACAUGGUUUAAAAGCAAGCUUCCUAUAUCGAGAUGUCUAAUUUUAUGGACCAAAUAAACUUAAGUCAUCCAAACGAUCUAAGUCACAGCAAGACUUAUUUUGUCAAUGGAAGCAGCAACAAUAGAAAUGACUCAUUCAUGAACUAGGACAUACUCUCGAUGUUCAGCAAGUUCGACAACUCUAGGAUUCUUCAGUAGCAAUAGCAGUAACCAUAAAAUGAGCAGUUCCAUUUGCUAAACCCUGGUCUCUCAGUCUAGAAUAUUAUCCAAUCUGUAGGUGGAGGUAAUUUUGAUAAUCUGAAUAAAAACAGCAGUUUCUACUCUCCAAACAGGUACCCCUCCAAGAAUGUUUUCCCUUAAAACAACUGCCAUGAAUGUUGGGGUAUAAGAUCAGAUGCCUUCUAUUGUAACAGGAAUAAUGAAACUGGUUACUGCUGUCCAAGUGGAAACCCCGUAGAAUGUCGAAACUUGCCAGAUUAUAACUAAACCUGCUCAUCUGGGACCUUGUUUAAGAAAAAUGAGUACGUUGAAUGUAUAGCCACUCCACUAACUACUUGUGGAGUGUUUGAUAAAUAUCUUCAUACUUCAGGGACUGAGGCUUAAUCAGUUGUAUUGAAGAAUAUCAGCUACAGUGCUGGAAACGUCUGUUCUUAUACUAUUGCAAUGGAAAAUAUUUAAAACUUCAAUAAGACAGCAUCCCUUGAACUUAAAUUUCUGCAGAUCACUGGGUUGAGCAUAUAUGUUUCAACAGCUAAUUCACAAGGAAAUUUUAAGACUGCCGCAAUAGCUCUUGAUAAUAAUAUUACUGUAAAUAGAACUUACAAGUUUAAUCAGAACUUAACUCUCUAUCUGAUGAUUAUUCCAAUUCAAAGCGCAGGUACAAAUACAAGAUUGAGCUUUCAAUAUAGAGUAAACGAGAGUUGGGUAAUCUAGCCUAAAAACACAACUGAGACGGAAACUGAUUCUGAAGAUGGCCUUAAUACUGCCACACUCAUAGUUAUACUUGCAUUUUCAGGGGGAGUUUUAAUGAUUGGAGUUGCUGCUGUUGGAUAUUUCAUUUACAAGAGAUUAAGAAGAAUGAAGCGUAAGGCUAGAGUGCAAAGCAAAAAGGAGGAAGAUAAAGUCAAGAAGUUCAAUAAUUCUGAUAUGUAGCAUACGAAAAGAGAUCUGUUGGAAACUCCAAAGACUCCUAAAACACCAUAGCAAAAGGCAUAGAACAAAGUAAUUAUAGAACCUAUAUAAAUUCAGUAAAAAUUCUCUGUUGGAACAUCACUUGCUCUAAUAACCUAGAAAAAAUCUGCAACUCCUUAAUGUAAUGCCACUGGAGCUCAUCAUCACUCCAAAGCCAAAAAGGGCAAGAAGGUAAAGAAAGGCUUGCCAAACAAGAAAGCAAACGAAAUGGAAGAGACCGAAGUGUUCGAGUCAGAGACUAAUAUUUUCACUGGAAUGUUUCAAAGAUUAAAAAAGUGA
Molecule: messenger RNA, 2520 nt
Organism: Stylonychia lemnae
Lineage: Eukaryota; Ciliophora; Spirotrichea; Sporadotrichida; Oxytrichidae
Source: the annotation of a GenBank genome assembly